CCUCAACUGGUUGGAAUGUAUACCGCUCAUGCUUUUGUGAGCCGAUCACAGCGGCUGGUGGAAGGACUAGCGAGGGCGCGAAGGGCGUGCGGCAGCCAAGGGAACCUGUUCUCAGGCAUCUUAGCUAGCUAUGCCACAGUAGGAGAUGUGUUGCAAAAUAGUAGUAAAGAGGAUGUCAUCAAGCCUGGGAGGACGCUGGUCCUUGCUGGGGUCGACCCUGCCGAUGAACUUCAACGGCAUUUGCGCACUUUCGCCUCCAGCUUCAGGAUACGUGAAUUGCCGAGCACCAGCACCCGUGCUGAUGUAUUCAAGGCAGCAUCAGUUCGGAAACCUGAUAGAACACUCGACCGGUCGCAUGUUGUAGCCGUAAUUCUCAAGGCCGACAGGCGCGUUCCAGAGCCAGAACCCGAGGCCGGUAACGACGAGGACACGAACACCUGUCCUUGGUCCUCUCCGUCUUCGGGGCUUGGUCAUGUGCUGGAGCUUGUACGGGUGGCACGUGUUGCCUGUCCCCAUGCCUUCAUUAUCCUUUGGCAUCCCGACGCCGUGGAGGAUCCGGAGAUGCGGGUUUCCGCGUUCGCGGCGGGUGUCAACAUGGUAUCCUGCUACCCGGAGCAUGUAGAAGAGGCGCUUGGCAAACUUGCAAUGAUAGGCGCCAACCCUUCACCACCCACCAGCAGCGAGACCAGCAGCGGCAGCGGCUCAAGCCCAAGCGCCAGCGGCUCAAGCCCAAGCGACCCAAGCUGCGAACCUGGCACCAGCAGCCCCAGCCUCAGCAGCAGCAUCAGCGCUCCCAGCCCAUCGACUACCGACCGCUCCUGCACCUGCGCCUGGUGCGGACAGACGGACCUCACGCCAACCGAACUCUGGAUGCACUCUCCGCUGUACCACGUAUACGAGGAGAACCGCGGAGGCGUCUGCUGCAUAUGCGAUCAGGAAGUAGAUAACCUGGCGAGGCACAUAUACUCGGCUCACAGACCCUCGGGUCCACGCUGCGAGAUGCGCCGUGGGGUAGGCUCCGCGGUGGUGAUCCACCGCAAGCGGGACAACAAGUUCCUGAUGGUGCAAGAGUUCGCUGGUCAGGGCUUCUGGGUGCCAGGCGGAGGAACGGACCCGGGGGAGUCCCUGCGCAACUCCGCGAUACGGGAGUGCAUGGAGGAGGCGGGCGUCGAGGUGGAAUUGAAGGGGCUCGUGGAGCUGGUCUACACGCUGUCUCCAUUCACCGGCAAGCCCACCUGGCGUCUAGCGGUCUUCUACGCCACGCUCAAGGACGAGGACGCGCACCUCAAGACGGUGCCCUGCUUCGAGUCGGCGGGCGCAUGCUGGGUGUCGGUCUGUGAGCUGGCAAAGCUGCCGUUGCGCAGUGAGCGCAUUCCCCUCAGCUGGUUCCCUCGCUUCGCGAUGGGUUACGAGCCCAAGCGGCUAGCGCUGCCGGAGGAGCUCAAGGAGUUGUUUGCGGAUUUGGAGUUUUAAACGUGAGACCUGUAGGAGGCCUGGAGUUUGCACGUGAGACGUGUAGGCCUGGUGUUUGAGUUGAGACCUGUAGGCCUGGAGGUAUUGAAACUGAGACCUGCCGACCUGGAAAUUGUUGUAAUAAUAGUAGGGGUUUGGAUUUGAUGGCUGUGGGUGGAGGACGAGGUUGAGAGGGUGCUUUGAUGAGUGGGCGUUCUUGGGUUUCCUUUUUAGGUUGUUGUGUGCUGGUGACGGAGUGGUGGUGGCGUCGGUUAGGGGUUUGGGUGGAUCGGUGUGUGAUCCAGCCUCUCUGGCGUCUCGGUUCGGUUAUAGUGUACGGCGUAUCCACGUGGUUGGCUGGCGGCACGGAGCGGAGGGCGUGUUCUGGUUUGCAUCCGCACCAUGGCACGUGGCCUACACGGUCGUCGAAAUCUUACUGUACUCGGUCGUCGAAAUUAGGGUGUUCUUAACUUGUUGUCGGGCUAGGUUUGUAGCGGUGCUGCAGUUUUGUGAAAUUAAAUUUCUUAGGCGAUAGUGGAGUUUGGCUCCACGUUCUUGUGGCCGCCUGUCGCGAGAGGAGCGGAGUUGUUGAUGUCUAGCGAAGUGCUGUCUGUUUGCGUGUUAGGAGAAAGUAUGCGCGAGGGGAAAAGAGUGGAGCGCGCGAGGUUAGGUGGCGGGGAGCUAGGUACGGCGUCAGUGGAUUGGACCGAAACGUUGCGAGCUGAUUGGAUGCUGCUGGCACGGAGGCACGGUGACUCAUCGAAAGAUGUAUAACAGGGGACUGUCCUUGUGAUCAGAAUUCGGGAAGCUGCUCGGUGCAUGAGCUUUUUAGAUGCAAUUUGGUUUUGGCGCGCGCUAGGCCCAGGAUUGUUGGGGUUACCUUGAUGCACGUGAUUAGGUUUCGCAAUGGCCUAGUAAGGGCCACUAGAUGCUCCAUGCAAAUCCCUAGCAAGCGGGGUGCCACGCGUUGUCAAGAGGGCAUAGGCCAACUCUGGAAUCACUGGACACACAUGCAUUUGCCCUCGGUUAGCAGUUGAGAAUGCUCUUGCGGCGUGAGGCUCCAAUGCGCUUAGAUGAAAAUAGGGUAGAGGAUUGCUUGACACGUACGUAACUUCCUUGGGUUUGUCCUGCGCAAUACAUGACAGUUGGUUGCAGUGCGAGCGUGUGAGUAUGUGGUGAAGGUUCUUAGGGGCGUGUUACGAUGUGUCAUAAGAGGGUAUUAAGUUCAGGACCCAAGCCAACAAUGCAGGGCCUACACUUGGCUCUUCGGCAUUCUUUUGCUUCGGAGGCCGUGUAGGCCACGAUAAGGCACAAUGACGCGUUUAAUUUGCGGUACCACUGGACUGAGGAGGUAUCAUCCUAGCACUGGGGGGG
Astrephomene gubernaculifera is the source of this 2826-nucleotide messenger RNA. NCBI's taxonomy places the organism in Eukaryota, Viridiplantae, Chlorophyta, Chlorophyceae, Chlamydomonadales, Astrephomenaceae. The record is from the annotation of a GenBank genome assembly.